AGUAACUGCGAGGAUAGCAGACGUGGGAUCACUCUCUUUUCUUCAAUGGCCGGGAUUAUUUUUCAGUACCCUCGCCGUGACGGCACUACCGGGUUAGAGCUGGAGGCAGUGCGGCACGACUACGCACGAGUUGCUCCUUCCUACGGUUGCAACCUUGUGAAUGCGGUGCUACAGGCUCUCGAUGAGGCGGCUGCGUGCGCGCCAAGAGAGACAAACGCCGCCGUGAAAAUCCAAGCCACGUUUCGUAUGCACCGGCAAGCGGCGACGUUUCGUAAUAUGCGACGCAAGACGUGCAUGGUUCAGCGCGUCUUCCGCGGUUACACCACCCGUAAACGUCUUGAGCACGAACGCACCACAACGCAGCGGCUUUCCUAUCUGCAGACCGUCUUCGACAUGUUCGCCACGCGUAUUCAGGCGUGCUUCCGCGGGUAUUACAGCCGCAAGACACGGUUCAACUACUACGCUCAGCAAGCCUACAUCAGUACGGUGAUGUCGCGUUCGCUGGGCGUUUUAGGAGACGCGCACCGCACCCGCAUCGAACAAGACAAAUUGCGCGCCGCAGAAUCGCAGCGGGUGCUGGCGUUGAGCUACGCCCGGUGCACCGCACAGAUGCACCACACCAUCUCCACAUGCAGCAUCCCGAGUGUGUACCUUCGACCCCCCGUUUCAUCGGUGCGACUCGCACCCAACAGCAAGCUCCAACCCACGGCAGGCGGUGGCCGUGAUGGGACAAGAGGCGACGCAGGAGAAGGGGUGGGAAAUGCAACGGCGGAGGAUUAUGAACUGGCCCAGGCGGCGGUGUUGACCGCGGGUGAAAAACUAGAGGAUGACAUUCAGCAAAACUCGCGGGCCGCCCGACACAACCGCGUGGGCACACCAGGGGCUCCGGGUGUGUCGCGGGGAACAUCGCCCCGCCCCGCGGCUGCCACGACCGCACCGCAAACACGGGCACAGUCAACAGACGAGAAGCGCUCGCCCACCACUGCCACCGCCUCGCAGAGCCCGCGUCUUCCUGCGUUAGGUGCAAACUCUGGAAAGCAAAAGGUCUACGCAAAAACAAGCGGCGCACGUGUCAACGGGGAGGGAAAGGCCAAAAACCGUCUAAGCGUUCCGUGGGAAGAGGCGUCUGCGACGGCACCGCAGCGACCGCUCAUUGAGAAGGUCCACCGGCACACGCAAAGCCCCCUCCACACCACCACCUCUGCCUCUGCAGCUGUCGCGGCCUCAACAACUCCUUCUGACCCGUCAAACAACAACACAUACAAGGCUGUCUCGUCGUUUCAUCGCAAAUUCGGCAUACGACGGCACGACUGUGUGGAGCACAAUUUGAGCUGCGAGGCCGGUGUCGUGCAGAACGGUGCGGUCGCGGUGACGUUUCCUGGUCCGCUGUCGACGGCGAAGGAAAGCGCUGCGCUGCAGCACAGCGUGGAUCAGAAAGUCAUCAAAUCGCUUCAUGGCAACGAUGUCUUCAAGGUUCCUGCGUCGCGUGGCAAACGAGCGUGA
Molecule: messenger RNA, 1503 nt
Organism: Leptomonas pyrrhocoris
Lineage: Eukaryota; Euglenozoa; Kinetoplastea; Trypanosomatida; Trypanosomatidae
Exons: 1
Coding region: 46-1503 (485 amino acids)
Biological process (GO): establishment of meiotic spindle localization; mitotic cell cycle; spindle organization
Cellular component (GO): spindle pole
Molecular function (GO): protein binding
Source: RefSeq, a predicted model, not a curated record